This is a messenger RNA of Dothidotthia symphoricarpi CBS 119687, 1346 nucleotides long. RefSeq names its product mitochondrial phosphate carrier protein-like protein. Bases 174 to 1088 code for a protein of 304 amino acids. Gene Ontology annotation, biological process: mitochondrial phosphate ion transmembrane transport. The record is from RefSeq and is a predicted model, not a curated record. The transcript has 4 exons. Gene Ontology annotation, cellular component: mitochondrial inner membrane. Lineage: Eukaryota; Fungi; Ascomycota; Dothideomycetes; Pleosporales; Dothidotthiaceae. Gene Ontology annotation, molecular function: phosphate transmembrane transporter activity.
UUAAUAAAUACCUAUCUUCCAAGACUUAUCUUUUUCCUGUUCUCCUGUUCUCGUUCUCCCUACCCAGCGCGUUCCGUUGAUACCCUGUUUCUCUUUCUAACGGCCCCGCGACCCGGCAGCACGCGAUACUUGGACAGGACUCAGAAGAUUGCUAGAAAAGCAAUUGAAGCAUCAUGGCCUCGUUAAAGCCACAGAACAAGAUCGAGCUCUACUCGGGGAACUAUUUCGCAGCAUGCACAUUAGGAGGAAUAAUUGCGUGUGGACCUACGCAUACAAUGGUUACGCCGCUUGAUUUGGUAAAAUGCCGGCGCCAAGUCGACAGCAGCCUCUACAAAUCCAACACCUCAGCCUGGAAAUCAAUCUACGCCAAAGAAGGGAUCCGCGGCGUCUUCUUCGGCUGGUCGCCCACCUUCGUCGGCUACUCGCUGCAAGGCGCAGGCAAAUACGGCUUCUACGAGAUCUUCAAGUACUGGUACGGCGAGCAGCUUGCGCCCGGCGCGCCCAAGCAAAUCGUCUACCUCGCGGCAUCAGCCUCAGCAGAGUUCCUCGCCGACCUCGCCCUAUGCCCCCUCGAGGCCAUCAAGGUGCGCAUGCAGACCAGCGUGCCGCCGUUUGCGCAGACGCUACGCGAGGGCUGGGGCAAGGUUGUUGCGCAGGAGGGCGUGGGCGGGCUGUACAAGGGCUUGUAUCCGCUGUGGGCGCGGCAGAUCCCGUACACCAUGGUCAAGUUCGCCACGUUCGAGGAGACGGUUAACCAGAUCUAUAAGUUUAUCGGCAAGCCGAAGGAUCAGCUCAAUGGGCUGCAGCAGACGGGCGUGUCGUUCUUGGGGGGGUAUAUUGCGGGUAUUGGGUGUGCGGUUGUGAGCCAUCCGGCCGAUGUCAUGGUUUCGAAACUCAACAGCGAUCGAAAGGCGGGUGAGGGCGCGGGCCAGGCGCUCACCAGGAUCUACGGCAAGAUUGGGUUUGCGGGGCUGUGGAAUGGGCUGCCGACGAGGAUCUUUAUGAUUGGCACGUUGACGGCGUUCCAGUGGCUGAUUUACGACUCGUUCAAGGUCUCUCUGGGUCUGCCAACUUCGGGAGGUCACUAGGCGCGUUGCAUUGGAUGAACGGGAUUGAGAAUCCGCUGAACUGUCUCCAGGUUGGUGGGGGUGGAUUAGUGUUUACUCGUCUGUCUAAUUCCGAGCUUCAGCGUACGUCGAGAUGGAUUCUCGUAAACGGGGAUUCAAUGCUUGCUUGACUGGGCCAAGGUACGAAGAUAUGAGGCGGUUGGGUUCCUUUCUCUGGCGUCAACACGACCAUAACCUAUGUCUUACGAGAUGGCUAUCACUAAUCAAAUAUUUAAAUCA